UAGUAUGCACUAGACCCAUAACCCUUGUAAAUACUUCCGCGUUAGAGCUCAACGAGGAAGUGUAAUUAAGAAAGAGGCAGAGCUCAGGCCAUUCUAGUUAUGCUCUUCCAAUAUGGACGGGAAAUUGAAGGCCGGACAUGUUACAUUGAAAGCUGGUGUAAUGAGAACAAAACAGAAAAAGUGGUGUGUCUUCUACAACAGAAGUGAUGACGACCAGCAUUUAGAAUUUUAUGAUAGUCCCGAAGAAGAGAAAAAGCACAAGAAAUCCUAUCAGUUAAAACAAGUGAAAAGCAUUGACACCGUCAAUAAAUCGAGCAGUAAAGAUUAUUACAUAGAUAUCCACAUGAAGAAAGAGAGACUAACUCUGUGCUUUGAAUGUGAGACUGACCUAGAAGCAUGGAGUACGAUGCUGCAUAAUUAUAUUCCGAUCAUAUCUUCGGACGGGGUUUCUGGUGCUAACAUGGCGGAUGAAGAUGAGGACGGAACAACAUUCAAACGCAACAUGCUGUAUGAGUCUUCAGAGGACACUAUCGCAUUUGAUGUGAUGAUUGAACCAACACCAGCAUCUGAUAAGAAACACCUUGAUCCCGACAAGCCCUACCGACUACUGGUUACCAUGACAAAUAUCGCUUUGGAAGAUCCAUCGCAGGAUGAAAAUCCGUUGCUCUUCCGUUGGAUGUUUGAAUUCAUACGAUCAUAUGGAACUGCAAAAACCACAGGGUUAUUUACAAUAUCUUCUGGGCGACGGUCAGAGACGGGAGAAGGGGAGUUUUCUUUCAAAGUUGCUAAUCCUAAAGCAGUUGACCAGGCUAUUGAUUUGCAAACUCAACGGAAAUUUAAUCUUAAAAUGCAGCAUUCCAGGGGCAAUGAUUCAGAAACGGGUUCAGAAAGUCUCCGAAGUUCUGCAUCAUCAAAGCGGCCUUUAAGUAGCCCUGUGGGAAAGGCUGAUAACACUGAGGCUGUCUCAAGGUCAAGUUUAAAAGGUGCUGGUAAAGCUGAAAAAUUCCAAAAGGAAUUAUCUGCAAGUAUUGCUUCCAGACAAUCAUCUGAUAAACAGAAAUCCAGUAAGAAAACCGAGGAAAAGGAAAAGGAUAAGAAAGAUGAAAAAGACAAGAAAGAGGAUAAAAAAGGGGGUUUUCAUUUGUUUGGUAAAAAGAAAGACAAAAAAGUAAAGGAACAAGAAAGUGUGGAAAGUAAAUCUUCCCCAAAACAGCAAAGACAAAAAUUUGACGAUCAUAUAUAUGAUGAAGCAGUUCCCCAAAUUCAACCCAUUUUGUCUUCUGGUGGAGAUGUCGAUGUAUAUUCUGAGGUGCAGAAAAACCCUGGUAACUGGAAAACUCAUGGUCAAAGAUCAUCUGAAAUACAUGUGGAAAACUAUGGUAGUUUGUUAGCAGCAGCUAAAGAAAACAAGGGAAAUAAGAUGGAUCCUCCUCUUAAGAACGACGACGAAGACUUGUAUGACAUGUUGGAUCCUAAAGGAGGUGAGAAGCCCAGGAGUGAGCCCCCGGAGGAGGGUCUCUACGGUAACACCAGCGGACGACCACUACAAGGAAUUCAACCAAGUAGUGAACUGGAUGAUGAAACAUAUGAUGAUGUGGCAUCUUUCCAGUCUAAACCACAUGUACAGAUUCAGUAUGAAGAUGAGGCUUGCGAGUAUGAAACUGUGGAUAUUCCGUAGAUCCAGGAAUUGGAUUGGAGAAUUGUAAAAACAAAUUCAACAACAAGUUUGCAUGAAAAAAAUUCAACUUACAUAGAAAAAAAUUGGAAUUAUAUUACACAUUCUCUAUUCUGUUUAAAAUAUUUUUUGUUGAACAUAAACUCCAGGUGGCACCAAUGGCAUCUGCAUGCAUCUGGAUAGUAUUUAUAGAA
Molecule: messenger RNA, 1869 nt
Organism: Pecten maximus
Lineage: Eukaryota; Metazoa; Mollusca; Bivalvia; Pectinida; Pectinidae
Exons: 3
Coding region: 113-1678 (521 amino acids)
Biological process (GO): cell surface receptor protein tyrosine kinase signaling pathway
Cellular component (GO): cytoplasm
Source: RefSeq, a predicted model, not a curated record